Monodelphis domestica (gray short-tailed opossum) is the source of this 2838-nucleotide messenger RNA. It is a transcript of the gene TMEM185A, whose product is annotated as transmembrane protein 185A. The record is from RefSeq and is a predicted model, not a curated record. Lineage: Eukaryota; Metazoa; Chordata; Mammalia; Didelphimorphia; Didelphidae.
UGCUCAGUAUCUUUACGGAAGCCGGUUAGGGAGGAGUUGGUGUAGGUGGGGGGGAAAGAGGAGGCGGCCUUUAGGGCCUCUGGAGGAGGAGAAGGGGGAGGAGGAGGAGGAGGUAAAGGCUAAGGAGGAAAGACGCGGACCCGAAGCAACGGCGGGACGGGUAACACCAUGAAUCCGUUGUGACGCGCAAGUAGUGCGGUGUCGGGGAGAAAGAAGAAUAGUGAGCAGUGGAGUUCUUCGCCAUGAACCUGAGGGGCCUCUUCCAGGACUUUAACCCAAGUAAAUUCCUCAUCUAUGCUUGCUUGCUGCUGUUUUCAGUGCUGUUGGCCCUUCGGCUAGAUGGCAUCAUUCAGUGGAGUUACUGGGCUGUAUUUGCUCCAAUAUGGCUGUGGAAAUUAAUGGUCAUUGUUGGCGCCUCAGUUGGAACAGGAGUCUGGGCACGAAACCCUCAGUAUCGAGCAGAAGGAGAAACCUGUGUGGAAUUUAAAGCCAUGUUGAUUGCCGUGGGGAUCCACCUGCUCCUUUUGAUGUUUGAGGUUCUGGUCUGUGACAGGAUUGAGAGGGGAAGCCAUUUCUGGCUUCUAGUCUUCAUGCCGCUGUUCUUUGUCUCCCCAGUAUCUGUGGCAGCCUGUGUGUGGGGAUUCCGACAUGACAGGUCACUUGAGUUAGAGAUCCUGUGUUCCGUCAACAUUCUUCAAUUUAUAUUCAUUGCCUUAAGACUGGACAAGAUCAUCCAUUGGCCCUGGCUAGUUGUUUGUGUUCCAUUGUGGAUUUUGAUGUCCUUCUUGUGCCUGGUGGUGCUAUAUUACAUUGUUUGGUCCGUCUUGUUCUUACGCUCUAUGGACGUUAUUGCAGAACAGAGGAGGACGCAUAUAACAAUGGCAAUCAGCUGGAUGACAAUUGUUGUACCACUGCUUACAUUUGAGAUUCUGCUAGUUCAUAAACUGGAUGGCCAUAAUGCAUUCUCAUGUGUCCCUAUAUUUGUCCCACUUUGGCUUUCAUUAAUAACUUUAAUGGCAACAACAUUUGGACAGAAAGGAGGCAAUCACUGGUGGUUCGGAAUUCGUAAAGAUUUCUGUCAGUUUCUCCUUGAGAUUUUCCCUUUUUUAAGGGAAUAUGGAAAUAUUUCAUAUGAUCUACAUCAUGAAGACACUGAAGAAACUGAAGAAACACCAGUUCCAGAACCUCCAAAAAUUGCUCCUAUGUUCCGGAAGAAGACUAGAGUAGUCAUUACACAGAGCCCUGGAAAAUAUGUCCUUCCACCUCCAAAAUUAAAUAUAGAUAUGCCUGAUUAGGUGGAAAUUCAAGACUCGUAUGGACAGUAUGUGGCAUAAGAAAUACACAAAAUAGUUCUUCUACAUUACUUUGCCUACAUUAUAAACUGAAACUGGAAGUAAAAUCAAAUCUCUUCAUCUCAUGCUUUGAAUAAAUAUCACAGCCACUAGUGAAUCAUCAGUAUGUAAUAUAUAGAUAUUGACAAUUAUUUUAAUAUAUGUCAUGUGUGAGAAAGCUUUCAAGACCAACCUUUUCAGAGUUUCUAUCAGCAAGUUGAAAUGAUAUCAUAAGAUUGAGUAAUCUGGAACUUGCCAAGCUGUUUUUUAAAUGCUACUCUGCCUUUCAAAAGUAAGACUAGUCUCAUUGGUGAAACAUAAUCUACAACCAGCCUAAAUAGUUCUCUAUUCCACGCCUUGUUUCAUAGAAUAUGCAUUCUUUUUAGUGUUGUUCUUGUUAAGAUUUUCUUUGGGCAUGCUCAUAGCCAUCUUUAAUGGUCUAACUGGUGGAUCUUUCUAAUGGAGUAACUCCAUGCCUGUAUAGUAUUUAUAUGAACGUUUUAGCAACGUGUAAUAUAUUCUGUUGAAAUUCUAGUUCUGUACAGUAUAAUUAUAUUAUGUUAAAGUAUUUUAAAAGCCUAUAUAUGAAGAUUAUAUGUUCUAUAUGGAAGAAGUCCUUUCAAGUGUUUUAGAAAUAUUAAUGUGUGUCUGUCGGGGAUGGGAACUUAUCAAAGUAGUAAUCAGCAUGACCACGGCGACUGAAAAUAGUGUUGAUUUGAAAUUCAAGUUUGUGUAUAUUUAGGUCUAUACUAAUAAGUCAGUGAAGACAAUUUCAAAGCUCGAUAUAUCACAUCAGUAACCAGAGUUAGGCAGUUUUAGCUUUUGUUCGAAUCUGGCAUUCCUGUCUUGCUGAUGCAAUACCAGACUCUACAGUUCUGUUCUUUACCACUUUCAGACACCACAUGGACAGCAGAUCUAAUCUCAGAACACUGAAAAUGAGAAAGAAAUGCAAUGGCCAAUUCUAAAAGGCCCCCAUAAUAGUUUCCCCAGAAGAGAAAGCAUUAAUUAGAGUUUGAAUACUAAGACUUGCCUAAGGUGGGGGCAAGGGGAGGAAGCCCACAUCAGAACUGUGUUCUUUUGAAGAUCUGCAGUGACUUGGUGGCUAUAAGCAAUGCUACGCCAAUUCAGAUGCUUUUGUGAAUUAAUUCAAAAGUAAUUUGUUAGUAUUAUCCCAGUGCUAAGAAGAUAGGAAGUCAGAUUCGUCCGGCUUAACAAUCUUUUGACCACAAAUGAAAAGAACCGUUGAUACUCGUCCUCAGGAUCGAUCAGAAGGUGUUCGAUUUGACUGCAUAGGCAACUUUUUUUAAUUGUCUGGAUUCUGUCUAAUGUAAAUUCUGUAAAUAACUAAAACCUUUGCACUGGCCUAGGAGCAGAUAUGUUCGGGUGGGGGGUGGGGGGAGGGAGUGAAGUUUUUCCAGUUUUGUGUGUAAAAACUUGAGCUAAAAGUCACUAUUUUUUCCCCUCUACAUAGCAGUUCAAUAAACUGAUUCCUCAUUUUUCAUGUGCA